AUGUCCAGAAUUACAGUGCAAACUCUCGUCUUUCCCGAGACAUCGGGCAUCAACUUCGGAGCUGCCGUCUCCAACGUGGACAUUGAGAAACUGACUGACGCCGACUUUGACGUGAUACGCGACGCCCUGUACGCCCAUCAGGUCCUAGUCUUCAAGGACCAGUCGUCCGUGUCACCCCGUGCUCAAUUCCAGCUGACGCAACGCUUCGACCCUGCCGCCACGUCUUACGGCCACGGCAAGACGCUCGAUGCCAAGCGCAGCAUCCUGCACCCAGACCUCAAGACCAUCCCCCACCAACCCCAGGUCCAAGUCAUUGGCAACGGCUUCGUGCGCGAGUACGAGGGCUUGAAGGACGUCACCCUUAAGCACCCUCAUCAUAAGACGUUUCACGCCACUGCCAUUCCCGCCCACGAUGAUCUCGACUUCACUCGCUUCUACCGCUGGCAUAUCGACGCCGCCCUCUACGGCCUUGCCCCGCCUGUCGUCACCACCCUGCUCGCCGUAGAAGUCCCCAGCGGCCGUCGCCAGAUCUGCCGGUACGAUGACGGCACUGGCGACGAGCUGCACGUGCCUCUGGGUACGACCGCCUUCGUCUCGGGCUAUACCAUGUAUGAGCUCCUGUCCGAUUCGGACAAGGAGUUUGCGCGCAACACGAGGGUCGAGUACGCACCACAUCCCUAUAUCUGGAUGAGCGGCGCCAAGUCGCGGUCUGAUGGCCUGGGCAUGCUGUCACAGGGCCUCGAGGUUCCUCUGGACCAGCUGCCGACCAUUGAGGAGGAUAAGAUACAGAUCCUGCCCAUGUGCUGGCGCAAUCCCGUCACAGGAAGAUUAGCAGUUCAGGUCCAUCCCAGCGCGGUGCGCAAGCUACAUCUGGCUAAUGGGACCGUCAUUGACAAUCUGGCUGAGGUGCGCGACAUCAUCCACCGCCUGCAGCGCCCAGGCAUCGCGCCCAACAUGGUGUAUGCCCACGACUGGGAGCAAGGCGACUUGGUGCUCUUCCACAACCGCGGAGUAUUGCAUUCGGUCGUGGGUGCUUUUGCAGAGCAUGAGGUGAGGUUAUUUAGGCAGUGUAACGUUGCGGCGAGUCACUUCCCGGAGGGCCCGGAGGGCCCGGAGGGUAUUGCUGCCGCUUGA
Pseudomassariella vexata is the source of this 1134-nucleotide messenger RNA. Its product is annotated as TfdA family taurine catabolism dioxygenase TauD. The coding region runs from base 1 to 1134 and encodes 377 amino acids. Lineage: Eukaryota; Fungi; Ascomycota; Sordariomycetes; Amphisphaeriales; Pseudomassariaceae. Gene Ontology annotation, molecular function: oxidoreductase activity. The record is from RefSeq and is a predicted model, not a curated record. The transcript has 2 exons.